AUGUCACUUAUCCACAAUGUGCUGAUAUGUCAUGAUCUUCUAAGACACUACAACAGGAAGACAACUCCAAGGUGCUUGAUGAAGAUUGAUCUAAAGAAGACCUAUGAUAUGGUGAGAUGGGAAUUUCUGGAGGAAGUACUCAGAGGAUAUGGUUUUCCAAUGCCAUUCAUCCAACUGAUAAUGGUGUGUGUUACAAAAACUACUUUUACUGUCAAGGUGAAUGGCGCAGGAUAUGGCUACUUUGAAGGAAAAAGGGGAUUGAGGCAGGGAGACCUAUAUGAUCUGAUGUUAUUUUGCAAAGGUAACAGUCAAUCUAUCCAUAGGAUGUUGGAAGUGUUGAAUCAUUUCAGUGCAGUGUCAGGGUUGGUAGCAAAUAUGGAGAAGUCAAACAUAUAUUUAGCAGGAAUGGAUGAAGCAAGUAAACAGGCUAUAGUGAGUGCUACAGGUUUCUCAGUGGGUACACUACCAAUGAGAUACCUGGGACUACCAUUAACAUCAAAGAAAUGGGGCAAGGUAGAAUGUCACCAGCUAGUAGAGAAGAUCACUACAAAUAUCCAAGCAGGCUAUGCUAAACUUCUGUCAUAUGCAGGUAGGCUGCAAGUGAUCAAUUCAGUACUGUUUGCAAUGUAUAACUUUUGGGGGGCUGUCUUUAUACUUCCUCAAAGUGUUAUAAAAGCAAUUGAUAGGAAGUGUAGGGAGUAUCUAUGGGGCACUACAGAAGGACACAGGAAGAUGGCAUUGAUAUCAUGGGAAGUUCUAUGCAGACCAAAGAAGUAUGGUGGAAUGAACAUAAAGGGAUGUAAAAAUUGGAAUAUAGCAUCAGUUGGAAAACUACUAUGGCAAUUAAUGACAAAUAAAGAAGUGUUGUGGGUGAGAUGGGACACUGCUGCCAAGACACAGAUUUGUCCUGUGGCUGGCAUUCCAACAAAAAAUGCAAACAAAAAGCAGAUUAGUACAAAUGAACAUCCCUAUAACAGUUGGUUUAAAAACAUGAGAGAUGCACUAACAUGCUGGGCAGCAAUAAGGUUACCAAACAUGGCAGUACCAGAGAUGUUACGGUGGAUCAAAAGAAGGCAUUGGAAACAAAUAAAGAAGGAGGUUGCAGCAGCAAUCAUAGGAGCAAUG
This is a messenger RNA of Nicotiana attenuata, 1125 nucleotides long. RefSeq lists its product as uncharacterized. The annotation marks the transcript as partial. The transcript is spliced from 4 exons. NCBI's taxonomy places the organism in Eukaryota, Viridiplantae, Streptophyta, Magnoliopsida, Solanales, Solanaceae. The record is from RefSeq and is a predicted model, not a curated record.